Messenger RNA from Vigna angularis (adzuki bean), 132 nucleotides. Lineage: Eukaryota; Viridiplantae; Streptophyta; Magnoliopsida; Fabales; Fabaceae. The record is from the annotation of a RefSeq genome assembly.
AUGGAAACAGCAACUCUAAUUGCCAUCUCUAUAUCUGGUUUACUUGUAAGUUUUACUGGGUAUGCCUUAUAUACUGCCUUUGGGCAACCCUCCCAACAACUAAGAGAUCCAUUUGAAGAACAUGGGGACUAG